AUGGGUCAAACUGACCCGGUUAGGAUCCAAAAAGCAUUUGCUCUUCACGCCUCAUCUGUUAUUAAGUUUAAUGGGUUCAAUUAUAAUGAAUGGAGUGAACAAGUCGAGUAUUACUUGGGUGUUCAAAAUCUCGACCUUGCACUCAUGACAGAGAAACCAGCUGAUCUCACUGAGAACAGCACUAAUGAAGAAAGGCCUUUCCAUAAGGAAUGGGAGAGAUCGAAUAGAUUGAGCCUGAAAUAUUUACGGAUGACAAUGGUGAGCGAAAUCAAGAUCUCACUUCCUACCACAGAAUAUGCUAGGGAAUUUAUGAGAUUAGCCAAAGAGACUUCUCAGUUUGAGGCCGCUGACAAGUCCCACACAUGGGCAUUAAUGAGUAGGCUGACCACCAUGAAAUAUGAUGGUUCUCGUAGCAUGUAUGAACAUGUGACUGAGAUGUCAACUAUAGCAGCAAGAAUUAGAAACAUGGGAAUGUUUGUGGACGAAAGUUUCCUUGUUCAGUUUGUCAUUAACUCUUUACCUCCUCAGUUUAGUCCAUUUCAAAUUAAUUAUAACACAAUUAAAGAUAAAUGGAAUAUGACUGAGCUUCAAACUAAGUUAGUUCAAGAGGAGGAAAGAUUGAAGAAAUAA
Molecule: messenger RNA, 630 nt
Organism: Pistacia vera
Lineage: Eukaryota; Viridiplantae; Streptophyta; Magnoliopsida; Sapindales; Anacardiaceae
Exons: 2
Coding region: 1-630 (209 amino acids)
Source: RefSeq, a predicted model, not a curated record